UUGGGAUAAUUACAACUCUGGGCGUCGUACAAAUACGCUUACAAAAGCAAUAUACAUUAAGACUUAACCUGUUGUCCCAGGAAAUGACGAUCCGGAAAUUUGCUAUUGAGUAUGAUGCCGUAAAUGAUCGCAACACCUUUAGCAAUGGGGAUAUUUUGGUGGGCAGAGUUAUCGUGGAUGUGUCAAAGGAAACCAAAAUCAAGGCUCUGACUGUCAAGGCGAAAGGCAAGGCUGACGUGUCAUGGACUGAGACGCAAGGGGAAAAUAGUGUGACAUACUGGGAUAAAGAAAAGUAUUUCUCACAAACUCAAUCUGUCUCACCGGAGGAUAACGCAGAUGGCUCUGUAACUCUUGUGGCUGGUAGACAUGUCUUCCCUUUUGCCUUUCAGCUUCCCUACCAGGGUCUGCCUUCAUCUUUUAAAGGUGCUCAUGGUAAAAUUCAUUACCGACUUUCAGCCAAGUUGAGCAGGUCUAUGCGUGCAGCAAGUAAAGCUGAAGCAAAGUUCACCUUCGUUGCCAGAGCUGAUUAUGAUCAGUCAACACUGAUGGCACUUCAACAUGGCAGUAAAGAUAAGAAUGUCAUAUUUUUUGCCUCUGGAAAUAUUUCAAUGAAUAUUUUCUUGCCAAAGACAGGCUACCAGCAAGGUGAAAGGCUAGCCGUCAACGGUGAGAUUGUAAACAGCUCAACUCGAAAAAUUGUGCCAAAGUACAUUAUCUACCAGAAGCAAAGCUUUUUUGCUGGAGGCCAGAGAGCUGUUCAUACCACCCAGAUACUGAAGGAUAAGGGAGAGCCUUUAGUGUCCUCCACGAGACAGAAUCUGUCGAAAUUAUUAGUCCUUCCCACAGAAAUCAGCACCACCAUCCAGAACUGCAGAAUCCUCAAAGUCGAGUAUAGACUGAAGGUUAUUUUGGAUGUAUCAUUCACUAAAAACACUGUGAUUAAACUCCCAUUGAUCGUACUACCUCUACAUGACGGGACCUCAUCCAAAGAGUUGGAGGCAGGACUACACGGGGACCUGGCCAAAAUGAAUAUUUUAAAUUAAUAUAAGCAAUAAGCACUAGUUUUGUUUGAACUUUUGUUUUACACUUAUUGUAUCCUACUUUUAAAAAAUAAUUUAUUUUCAAAAAUAUGAAAUCAUAUAUGGAAAAUAAGCAAAAACGUGAUAUAUACUUCUUGUAAUUGCAUAUUUAAAGGGAACAGUUUACCCAAAAAUGAAAAUUCUGUCAUCAUAUUCUCACCCUCAUGUUCUAAACCUGUAUGACUUUCUUUCGUUUGACAAAAACAAAAAGAAGAUUUGGAAGAAUGUUACGUCCACAGGAGAAAGAAAGUCAUACAGGUUUGAAAUGAAAUAACCAUGAGGAAAUGAUGGCAACAUAUUUAUUUUUGGGUGGGCUAUCCCUUUAAAAUUAACAGAAUUCUAGCUCGUUUUAAAUAAAUGCAUUUUAUCGCUUCCAUCCAUACAAAAAGAGUACAAUUGUGCAAAAAUAAAUAAAUAAAACAUUAAUGCAUGUAUCCCUGAGAGUGUCUUUAUUGUUGGCUAUAAUCUCUCUGUAACCUCGUUUGUUAUUAGAUCAGCUCAGUUAAUUCAACUAAAAGGGAGCGUAUG
Molecule: messenger RNA, 1607 nt
Organism: Onychostoma macrolepis
Lineage: Eukaryota; Metazoa; Chordata; Actinopteri; Cypriniformes; Cyprinidae
Exons: 6
Coding region: 84-1043 (319 amino acids)
Biological process (GO): protein transport
Cellular component (GO): cytoplasm; plasma membrane
Source: RefSeq, a predicted model, not a curated record